CUCGUGAACGCGCUGCGGUGAUCCACCCGAUUCAUCUGCCUCGGAUCUCAUAUAAACCACGAUGUGUGUGUGUGCUGCGACUCUGCUGUGUGUGUUGGCUCUGAGCUCUGUGGCCAGCGGCAGCGUCGGCCUCAGUAACUCCAGUAGUUUCUGCUCUGAGUCUAAGGAAUGUCUUCAGUUCGAUCUGAUCUGCAGGACGGCCGAGUACGAGGUGCGUCAUUAUUCAGCCACGCGAUGGGUCUCCACUGAUGCUGAGGCCUAUUUUCUGGGGGUCGGAGCUGCCAUGGCCUUCAGACGACUCUAUCAUUAUAUAAACGGAGACAAUAAAGAAGGUGUGAAGUUUGAGAUGAUGGCUCCGGUGCUCGUUGAAGUUCCAGAGGAAGUUAAGAUGUGGGAACCGGCGAUCUACACCCUCAGCUUCCUGUUGCCGUCAGCCUAUCAGGAGCAUCCACCCACACCGACCAAUGACAAGCUGUAUUUCUCUGAUAUGGCCGACAUGGACGUGUACGUGAGGAGUUAUGGCGGCUGGAUGCUGUCAAUCACCUCUCGAGUCCACGCCCACCUGCUGACCCGAGCACUGAUCAGAGCCGACGCCCACUUCAAUAACACACACCAUUACGCUGUGGGCUACGACAGUCCGCUGAAGCUGUUGAACAGGCAUAAUGAGGUUUGGUUCGUGGUUGAAGGAGAGCCGGUGUGUGAACAGUAGAAAACAUCUGAACACACCGACACACACUAAACUGGUAACACACACGCACACACACACACAGAAUCACACAUAUACACAUAGAAAUGAGCACACACAACCACACAUAUAAAUAAUAAUACACACGUACAGGAAUACACACAAACACAAUCACACAUAUACACACACAAACACACAUAUAAGCUCAUGAAUACACGCACACACACACACAAUUACACAUACACAAAAUACACAAACAGAAAUGCACAUACACACACACUGAAUCACAAAGAUACACAGAAAUACACACAAAUACGCUCAUGAAUACACACACACACACAAUCACUCAUAAGCACAAUAGACACAUACAAAAAUACACACACACACUAAAUCGCACAGAUGGACAUAGAAAUACACACAAUCACACAUAUACGCUCAUGAAUACACACACACACACAAUCACAGAUAUACACACAUACAGAAAAGCCAAACACACUGAAUCACACAAAUACACAGAAAUUCCCACAUAUACGCUCAUGAAUACACACACACAUACAGAAACACACAAUUACAGAUGUACACAAUACACACAUACAGAAAUACACUAAAUCACACAUAUACAAACAAAAGUACACACACACACACACAUACAUUCAUACACACAAACAGUACCACUGGGAGUUGGUUCUGAAAAGAAUCAAUUCAAGAGCAUUAGGAGUCGAUUCAAAUGUUCAGAACAGAUUCCAUAAGGAGAAUCGACUCCUCAAAUGAAUCAUUUCAGCCUCUCCCAUUCUGUCACUAAUGAACAGAAUCACUUACUAACAACAACCAGACACUUUUCCAUGAACAGAUUCAAUUGAUUCAUUUCAAAGAAUCGAUUCAUUUUACCAAAUCCAUGAUUCACCUAUAAUGCUGUAUACUAUCUACCAGCUGAUGAUGGGAUGUCACACUGAACUGUCCAAAGAACAAACAAUGUAAGCGUCCAUAUUCAUAAUUAGUACCUUUCAUUCUUCAUUCAUUGAUGAUCAUUAAUGAAGUGCACGGCUUCAUUUCUCUACUAAUGCACUCAUAAGAGAUGGUAUAAUGCAUUAUAAAUGUGCUGGAACUGAGUUAUAGUCCCAACACGUGCGUUUGAGCUCCAAUAAAAGACGACAGGGUUUGAUCU
Danio rerio (zebrafish) is the source of this 1850-nucleotide messenger RNA. The record is from RefSeq and is a predicted model, not a curated record. NCBI's taxonomy places the organism in Eukaryota, Metazoa, Chordata, Actinopteri, Cypriniformes, Danionidae.